This is a messenger RNA of Musa acuminata AAA Group (dessert banana), 784 nucleotides long. RefSeq lists its product as uncharacterized. The coding region runs from base 248 to 784 and encodes 178 amino acids. Lineage: Eukaryota; Viridiplantae; Streptophyta; Magnoliopsida; Zingiberales; Musaceae. The record is from RefSeq and is a predicted model, not a curated record. The transcript has a single exon.
UUGGAGCAUCAGCAAGUGGAAGAUGCCGCUCCUCGAUAAGGUUAAAAAAAAAAGGAGCAGGAUAUUAAAUUCAAAAAAUCGGAGAAUCAGGAUAAUAGCAAGUGGAAGAUGUCCCGCUCCUCGGAACUUUUCGAAUCUGCCAUACAUGAGCUCUAUGCAUUUAUUUUGCAAACUAUUAAACUUCUAACUUAGAGAAAUAUAUAAGAAAAUCGAUUACUUGAAGGCGUCAGUUCUCUCUCUCGACCUUAUGUGGUCGCCGUGGAUGAGUAGUCGAUACCCCGCCACCGCAGGCGCCACCCUCCGCUCUCCCACCACCUCCCACCUCGGGGACCUCCAAGCCAUCGUCCAUGACGACGCCGACGAACACCCCUCCUCCCACGUCUUCCGCCGCGUCAUCCACCGAGCCCGCCCCGCGUCCUCCGCCCUUCGUGCUCUCCGCUCCGCUGCCUCGUAUCCCGACCGACGCGGCACCGUCGUCCUCUACUUCACCUCCCUUCACAUCGUCCGCCGCACCUUCGAGGAUUGCCGCGCCGUCCGCUCCAUCCUUCGCGGCCUCCGCGUCGUCAUCGACGAACGCGACCUCUCCGUGGAUUCGCGCUCCCUCGCCGAGCUCCAGGCCGCCCUUGGCCGCCAUCGGCCCACCCUCCCGCAGGUCUUCCUCGCUGGCCGCUGCCUUGGCGGCGCCGACGAGAUCUGCCGCCUCCACGAGUCCGGCGAGCUCAAGGCUCUCAUCGACGGGACAAACCCCUCCGCCGCAUUCCCGUGGUGUCUUUACGAUGAUUGA